Messenger RNA from Soboliphyme baturini, 971 nucleotides. NCBI's taxonomy places the organism in Eukaryota, Metazoa, Nematoda, Enoplea, Dioctophymatida, Soboliphymatidae. The record is from the annotation of a GenBank genome assembly.
AUGGAAAGCAUCACGAAUGCUGGAAAUUCUGAAUUUGUGCUGAAUCGGCAGUUCCGUCCCAUUGUUGAUGGCGCAGAAUACGAAAAUAUUUCUCCUAUGAUCGGCGAAUACCUUCAGCCAAAAGGAGUCUUAAGAAUGGCUACCGAAUCUUCGAAAAAUUUAACGCCAUUGGAUGCGAGUGUCCAAAACCAUGACUUCUUUCCUAUAAAUUACUGUAAUUACUCGUUUUAUUCAGAUCUGCAUUUAUCUGCCUUAAAACUCGUUCGAAUGGACCACUUCAUUGGCAAUACCUCUUGUUCCGCAGAUUUCUAUCGCUGUUCGAUGGGCGUGACAUUUCGCCAUCAAUGCAGUAAUCCAGCCGAAGCGUUCGACAUCGCGAUUUUGACUUGCAAUUACAAGUAUAACAUCAAACAGUGUCCUCAGUAUGAUCCAAUACUGAACUGUGAGGUCAAAAGCAGCUGCAAGCUAAACGAAUUUGCUUGCUGUUCCGACCCGCAGCGGUGUAUUGCAGUCGCAAAGAGGUGCGACGGUCGAAUCGACUGUACAGACGGUGAAGACGAAAACAACUGUCCCACCUGCGAUUACACUCAAUUUGCAUGUCUCCUUGAGGGUACUUGCAUCCCGCUGGACCAGCGCUGCAACGGCGUCGUUGACGAUUGUUUCGAUGGCAGCAACUUCGACGAGGAGUUUUGCGACAGUAUGCAACAGACUUUCCGUUCGAGUAGUAUAUUUAUGCUUGCAGCCUGCGGAUUCAAUAAGUUUCCCUGCUACUUAUCAAUGAAAGAGCUCCGAAAGCAGCGAGUUUCGAUAACUAAAUGGUGCGAUGGCCACGCAGACUGCGAAGACGAAUCAGACGAAAUGUACUGUGGCCGUGUGAGCGAUCUACAAGAGUACACUGAAUUCGACAUCGAUAUUCCAAUCGUCAUUCGGUUUAAACUGUUGUGGGGCAUUGGCUUACGCGGAAGGUGAAA